CGCGCUGAACAGCCUACAUGUAGGCAGGAUCAAGUAUUUGAGAAGGGCUCUUGAUUGUCGUGAGAUCAUUCGUCGUCUGUCCAGUGGCUGCAGUUGGUCGCAUGAACGUUUCCCCCCCAGACUCAAGACUAAAGGAUGAAAUGAGGUGCAGAGCUGAAGAGCUGAAGGAAUGGGCGAGUAAAGACAGACGAAAGACGCACACGGAGAGCGCUGUGAGCCAUCUGACUGACGCUACGACAAGAUCCGAGUGAAGUCUGACCAUCACAAGACGCGCGAAUUUGGAUCACAUUUAGAUCAAGCGGAUUUCAUUGAAACGAAUGGUGUGAAAGGUGCAGGGCAAGCAUCACUCACACGGCUAUAAGGAUGCGGGUGUCGGGAUCGAGGAUUAAGCUGUGGUGUCCGCUUAUCUCGCUGGCACUGAUUCAGUUUCUUACCCCUGUUUCGGCUCAAGUUCCAGCUCCAAGAAGACUUCGAUUUAAAGUUCUGAGUGCAGGCAGGCUACUUGUCUCAUGGAAGGAACCAAAAGGAGAAUAUGAUGGCUACAAUUUUAUAUAUAAUAGUGAACCAGGUGGGGAAACAAGCGAGUUGCAAAUUGCAAGGGGAGAGAAUAAAGCAAUAAUAAAGGAUUUUAAUCCCAGGAAGGAGUAUUCAGUCAAGGUUAUAGCUGUGAGUGGAAACCUGCACAGCCGAGCACUUCAGGGAAAAUAUACUGCAGAAGACCAGAGCAGUGAUGGAGACACCACUCAGCCUCAAAGACUGAAAGAACCAGGACCUGUGGAAGAGGGCAAUGAGAUCUCAGGAGUGGAUCAGUUUGUCUGCACAACUUCUGCUAUUGCGGAUAUUGUCAUCCUGGUCGAUGGAUCUUGGAGUAUUGGGCGAAUCAAUUUUCGUCUGGUUCGCAUGUUCCUUGAAAACCUGGUCAGUGCCUUCGAUAUGGGAAUAGACAAAACCCGGAUUGGACUGGCCCAGUACAGCGGGGAUCCACGAAUUGAGUGGCACUUGAAUGGCUUCAGCACAAAAGAUGCAGUAAUAGAUGCUGUCAAAAACCUGCCAUACAAGGGAGGCAACACUCUCACAGGUCUUGCUCUUACCUACAUCCUGGAGAACAGCUUCAAACCUGAGUCUGGGGCUCGUAGCAAUGUUCCCAAAAUUGGAAUUCUGAUAACUGACGGCAAAUCCCAGGAUGACGUUAUCCCACCUGCUCAGACCCUGAGAAGUGCUGGAGUCGAGUUAUUUGCCAUUGGUGUGAAGAAUGCUGAUGAGAACGAGCUGAAGGCCAUCGCCUCUGAACCAGAGGAAACACACGUUUAUAAUGUGGCAGACUUCAGUAUCAUGAGCACUAUAGUGGACGGCCUGACCAAUAAGGUGUGUGAUGGAGUGGAGCAACAAGACAAAGAAAUUAAACGAGAUUCUUCCACUGAAGAGACGGCGUCUCCACCCCAAGACUUGGUCACUUCUGAGGUGACUGCACAUAGUUUUCGAAUGACCUGGACUCAUACGCCUGGCAGUGUGGAAAAAUAUCGGGUUGUUUACCAUCCAACCGGGACAGAUAUUCUGGAAGAGAUUGUGGUGGGCGGCACGAAAAAUUCAGUCGUGUUGCAGAAUUUGAACUCUCUGACUGAAUACGAGAUUGCUGUGUUCGCUGUGUACCGCAGCGCAGCAAGUGACGCUCUGAGAGGCAGCGAGAUCACGCUGGCUCUGCCAACAGUGAGUGAUCUCAAGGUGUACGAUGUGACAGACAACAGCAUGAGAGCCCGUUGGAGGGAUGCAGAAGGGGCUUCUGGGUACAUGAUCCUUUACGCUCCACUGAGCAGUGAGACUACAGAUGAAAGAGAGCUAAAGGUGGAUGAGUCGGUGACUGAUGUGGAACUGACUGGAUUGAUUCCUGACUCAGAGUACACCGUUACGGUCUAUGCCAUGUUCGGAGAGGAGGCCAGUGAUCCCGCUACUGUUCAGGAGACCACCAUGUCCCUGAGACCUCCACGUAACCUGCGGGUCACUGAAGUUGACCACAGCUCUGUGCGACUCAACUGGGACGCAGCGUCCAGUAAGGUUAAGGGCUACCGUGUCAUGUAUAUGAAGACAGAUGGUGUCCAGACCAAGCUUGUACCGGCCCCGUUCAGCCUGAUGACAUCAGAGGUGACCUCAGAGAGUUUCCGGGUCAGCUGGUCACAUCCUGCCAGGGAUGUGGUGCUCUAUAAGAUGAACUGGUCACCCACUGAAGGAGGAGAAGAGAGAGAGAUGAUGCUGGAUGGAGCUGUGGACUCAUAUGUGAUUCAAAACCUGAGUCCUUUUACAGAGUAUAAGGUGUCACUGUCAGCCAUCUAUAAAGACGAAACGGAGAGCAGCGUUGUGGUUGUGCUCGAGAAUACAUUGGGCUGGACCACAGAAGUUCCCACCACUUUCCCCUCCACUACAGCAUUUGUUCAUCUGGGAGUGAGUAACCUGUGGGUGGAUGAGGAGACCCCCUUCAGUAUGCAAGUGAACUGGGAGGUGCUGGACUCAGACGUGGACCAGUUCAAAGUGACAUAUGUCAGUGCAGACCGCACAGAAGAGACAGUGUUAGUCUCGGGAAACAGAAGAAGCGUGACCCUGCAACCUCUCCUCUCAGACACAAGGUACAAGAUCACUGUGACCCCUUUUUAUGCAGAUGGAGAGUCCACAGCUCUGGCCAUGGCCUCAACUGGCAAAACAAUUCCACUUUCUGGACCCAGUAACCUAAGGGUGUCUGAUGAAUGGUAUAAUCGCUUCCGCAUCAGCUGGGACAGCCCUCAGUUCCCUACUAUGGGUUACAGAGUCAUCUACCAGCCCAUCUCUGUGCCAGGUCCGGCUCUAGAGACGUUUGUAGGGGAUGAUGUGAACACCCUGCUGAUUCUCAAUCUGUUGAGUGACAAGGAGUACAGCGUUCAGGUCAUCGCCUCCUACACCACCGGCUCCAGCCAACCCCUCACCAGCAAGGGCAAAACAUUGUUUCUGGGGGUGAACAGUCUCAGCACAUACCAGGUGCUCAGUAGCAGCAUGUGUGCCCAGUGGCAACCUCACCGCCACGCCACCGUCUACAGAGUCGACAUUGAGUCACUGCUCAACGGUCAGAAACAGGAAGUGAGGGUCGGUGGUGGUGCAUCUAGAGAGUGCUUCUUCAACCUUUCCCCCGACACCCAGUACAAGAUCAGCGUCUACAGUCUUUUACAGGACACAGAGGGUCCUGCCGUCACCACAAUGGCAACCACUGCUCCAGCACCCACCCAGCCACCGACCACACCACCCACCACGAUCCCUCCUCCCACCAUCCCCCCUGCCAAAGAAGUUUGCAAAGCAGCCAAGGCAGACCUGGCCUUCCUUGUAGAUGGCUCCUGGAGUAUUGGAGAUGACAACUUUCAGAAGAUUAUCCGUUUCCUAUACAGCACAACUGGUGCACUUGAUGUGAUUGGCCCCGAGGGAACACAGGUGGCCAUUGUUCAGUUCAGUGAUGACGCCAGGACUGAGUUGAAGCUCAGCUCCUACAGCGAUAAGGAGGCUCUGCUGGACGCCGUGCAGCGCAUCACCUACAAGGGAGGAAACACCAAGACAGGUCGAGCCAUUAAGCAUGUGAAGGAGGCCAUCUUUGCUGAGGACGUGGGUGCAAGAAGGGGCAUUCCUAAAGUGUUGGUAGUGCUCACAGACGGGCGAUCUCAGGAUGAUGUCAACAAGAUCUCUAAGGAGAUGCAGAUGGAGGGCUACAUCAUCUUUGCCAUUGGCUUCGCUGAUGCUGACUAUGGGGAGCUGGUGAACAUUGCCAGCAAACCCAGCGAGAGACAUGUGUUCUUUGUGGAUGAUCUGGAUGCCUUCAAGAAAAUUGAAGAACAGCUCAUAACUUUUGUUUGUGAGGCUGCGACUGCCACUUGCCCCUCGAUGUUGAUGAGCGGAAACACUUUAGCUGGUUUCCGUAUGAUGGAGAUGUUUGGUUUGGUCGAGAAGCACUACAGCAGUGUGCAAGGUGUCUCAAUGGAGCCUGGGACUUUCAACAGCUACCCCUGCUACCGGUUGCACAAGGACGCCCUCGUCUCCCAGCCUACCAGGUAUCUACAUCCAGAAGGCCUUCCCUCUGACUACACUAUCUAUAUGCUGUUCCGCAUACUGCCUGAAACUCCUCAGGAACCUUUUGCAUUGUGGGAAAUCCUUGACAAAAACAAUGAGCCACUGGUGGGCAUUAUCCUGGAUAACGGAGGGAAAACAUUAACCUUCUUCAAUUCCGACUACAAGGGAGAAUUUCAAACGGUGACUUUCGAAGGAAGUGAAAUUAAGAAGAUUUUCUAUGGCAGUUUCCAUAAGCUUCAUGUGGCCAUCAGCAAAACCGCUGCUAAAGUGGUGAUCGACUGCAAAACGGUGGGAGAGAAAUCCAUCAAUGCUGCAGGGAACAUCACCAUUGAUGGAGUGGAGGUUCUGGGACGCAUGGUCCGCUCGCGUGGAAGGAGAGAUAACUCAGCGCCGUUUCAGCUCCAGAUGUUUGACAUAGUUUGCAGUACAUCAUGGGCCAGUCGGGAUAAGUGCUGUGAGCUUCCAGGCUUGAGAGUAGAAGAGGACUGUCCUGCCAUGCCCCAUGCCUGCACCUGUGCUCAGGAUAGCAAAGGACCACCUGGACCCUCAGGACCCCCGGGCGGUCCUGGUAUCAGAGGUUCAAGAGGAGAUCGGGGGGAGCCAGGCUUGACGGAGACUGCCGGGCAUUCACACUUUGUUUCAGCAGCCCAGCUGGUGGGGCCUCAAGGGCCACCUGGUGAGAUUGGAUCUCCAGGACCACAGGGACCACCGGGUCCUCAGGGGCCGAAUGGACUGUCCAUUCAGGGGUCACCGGGGGCUCCAGGAGAGAAAGGAGAGAAGGGUGAAAUUGGUCUGCCAGGUCCUCAGGGUGUACCAGGUGCCAGUGGAGGACCAGGCCGAGAUGGACCUCCAGGACAGAGAGGCCUACAGGGUAAAGAUGGACCCCAGGGACGACAGGGCCCUCCAGGACCAAUGGGAAGCCCUGGAGCUCCUGGGGCUCCAGGACCAAGUGGAUCGCCAGGGCAAAUUGGUGAUCAGGGGCCACCUGGGCCUCCCGGCACCAAAGGCGAACGAGGAGAGAGAGGUGACAUGCAGUCUCAGGCUGCUGUCCGUGCCAUAGCGCGACAAGUUUGUGAACAGCUAAUUCAGAGUCACUUGUCUCGCUACAACUCUAUUUUGAACCAGAUUCCCAGUCAGUCUGUUUCAGUACGAACAGUACCAGGUCCACCGGGUGAGCCUGGUCGGUCAGGACCUCCGGGGCCACAGGGAGAGCAGGGUCCCUCUGGCAGACCAGGAUUCCCUGGAGCCAGUGGGCAAAAUGGCCGCCCAGGAGAGAGAGGUCUCCCAGGAGAAAGGGGAGAGAAGGGCAGUCCAGGGAUAGGGACACAAGGUCCUCGUGGUCCUCCAGGGCCUCCAGGGCCUCCUGGAGAAGGUCGGACAGGAAGUCAGGGCCCUCCAGGGAGACCUGGAAUUCAAGGCACCUCAGGACGUCCAGGUAUCCCUGGUAGCCCUGGUCCUGCAGGACCCCCCGGCUACUGCGACCAGAACUCCUGCCUCAGAUACAACGUUGGAGUACAACAGUUACCCUCCAACCCCUACCAAAACUACGAUCCUGCCACCAACUACAACAAUGAUGAGGAGGAAGAGGACCCUUACGGUGGCUACCGUGCCUACCCUCCUCAGUACUACCAACCCAGUUACCCUGACCCCCAUGCUGCCAGGUUUGGCUCCGCCCACCCUGGUGACACGGUGGGGAUGAGGUCAGCUGGCACACGCCGCUUCUCCCGCAGCACGGCCGAAGAGGGGAGCGUCGAUGAGUCGGAAGUGCAAGUGAAGGCCAAAUAGCUCGGGUGGCCAGCCCCCGGCAAACCGAGUGUCCACACACAAACACUUUUCAUCAGAAUAUCCUGCAGGAUAGGAUUGAGGGAAAUCCGAAAAGUGCCUGCUAUAUGCAUCCUUAUGGGGGGUGGGUUUGUGGAGAAGAUUAGAAAAUGAAACUGUGCCGAUAUUAAUCCAGUGACUUUUCUGUCUUUUGUGAGGCUGUAUGUAGCCAAUGAGAUGAAAAGCAAGUUCAUAGAAGGAACACUGCGCAAAAAAAAAAAAAAAAAAACAUUUUCCCAAUCAGUACUUUUUGUCUGGUUGUCCAGUAAAAAUAUCUAAAAAGUAUCAAUUAAUUUACCUGAAGCAAAAUUUAUAGAAUGAAUUCAAAA
This is a messenger RNA of Sinocyclocheilus rhinocerous, 6227 nucleotides long. Its product is annotated as collagen alpha-1(XIV) chain-like. Gene Ontology annotation, molecular function: protein binding. The record is from RefSeq and is a predicted model, not a curated record. NCBI's taxonomy places the organism in Eukaryota, Metazoa, Chordata, Actinopteri, Cypriniformes, Cyprinidae. The transcript has 48 exons. Gene Ontology annotation, cellular component: interstitial matrix. Bases 364 to 5862 code for a protein of 1832 amino acids.